Molecule: messenger RNA, 1448 nt
Organism: Radiomyces spectabilis
Lineage: Eukaryota; Fungi; Mucoromycota; Mucoromycetes; Mucorales; Radiomycetaceae
Product: E2F/DP family winged-helix DNA-binding domain-containing protein
Exons: 4
Coding region: 203-1105 (300 amino acids)
Biological process (GO): regulation of transcription by RNA polymerase II
Cellular component (GO): RNA polymerase II transcription regulator complex
Molecular function (GO): RNA polymerase II cis-regulatory region sequence-specific DNA binding; DNA-binding transcription factor activity, RNA polymerase II-specific
Source: RefSeq, a predicted model, not a curated record
CUUUACAUCUCUUUUUUCCACCCCUUGCCGUCUUGAUUCUUUGCUCUUUUUCCUCUUUCUUUUUCCUUUUCUCUUUCCAUUUAGCUUUUUAUUGUUACUGUUUCUUUAUUUCAACCUUUUCUUUCUAUUCUUGUCGUUUCAUCCCUUGAUCUUUCCCUACUAACGUUGACAUCACUCUAUCUAUUCAACAUAUAUAGCCUCGAUGGUAGCAAAUCACCAACAAUCUCAUCAAGAAAUGGCUCCUUUCCAAAUUCAUGCAAUUAAUCAAGCUGGCCAAGUGCAGCAAGUUUCGCCUGCCGCCUCGUGUCGUUACGAUUCUUCACUAGGUCUUCUCACCAAAAAGUUCAUUGCCCUCAUUCGAUCGAGCGAUCAUGGCGAACUCGAUCUCAAUCUGGCCGCUGCCCAACUGAAAGUGCAAAAAAGGCGUAUUUAUGAUAUCACCAAUGUUCUCGAAGGCAUCAGUCUCAUUGAGAAAAACUCGAAAAACCAUGUACGAUGGAUCGGCAAUCAUUCCACGCUGUCCACCGCGCCAGAAAUUGAACGUAGCAACGAGACACAGCAGCUCGAACAACGUUUAGCCUGGCUACGUUCACGUAAUACCCUCCUGGAACAAGAACAACAUAAUCUCACUAAUAUUCUUCAAACCAUUGAAGCUGAAACGGCUUCUGUUUUCGAACGCCAUGCAUCCAAUUGUUAUAUCACGCAUCAGGAUCUGGUGCGCUUCCACAACAUCAUCUCCACGGCACCCGAAUCAUUGCUCGUUGUCAACGCACCCUCCGAUGCUACGAUCACAACUUACAGAACCCCAAUACAGACAACGUACGAAGAUACAACUUCCAUGGAUGUUCAUAUCCCACCCUCAGCAAAUGCGCGGCAUGCUUCCAAGCUACCUUCAAUGAAGGUUUGCGGUACCAAAUGUGUCAUUCAAGUGCCCGAGCAUCAUGAUCACCAUGCCAUUCGCAUUAUACCAAUAUCAACAAAACCAAUUCACCAACCUAUUUCAUCGCCCUCUACAUCUUCGGCCUCCUCUUCUUUUACCUCCUCAUCUUCCUCCUCUUCCUCCGCGUCAUCAAUGUUUUGUUCAUAUCACACGCAUGCAUCAUAAAUUGUUUAUAUUUGGUUCCACAUAGUUUAAUCUCAAUAAGCAUUCACAGCCCCCCUCCCCGAGAGAGAGAGAGAGAAAACCAAGGAGAGAGUUCAGACAAUGCUAUGCUUGUCGUCAUCUGCAGUCAGGGAGAAGCUAUAGGAGGUCAUCUAAAGCUCAAACUCCAAGAAGGAGCCAAAGGGAUUAUGUACCGCUGCUGCUCCAAACGUUGCAUAAAUAUUUGUGUAACUCAACAAUUAAUUCGUUGAUAUGGAGUAGCAGGUCUUGUCAUUUGUACCCGCGCCAUCGAUUUGGAAUAACAAGAUAGGGAAAGACACCAGACAUCACCAAUUCAAUAAACUAG